Macrobrachium nipponense is the source of this 2165-nucleotide messenger RNA. RefSeq names its product U4/U6.U5 tri-snRNP-associated protein 1-like. Gene Ontology annotation, biological process: maturation of 5S rRNA; mRNA cis splicing, via spliceosome. The annotation marks the transcript as partial. The transcript has 7 exons. NCBI's taxonomy places the organism in Eukaryota, Metazoa, Arthropoda, Malacostraca, Decapoda, Palaemonidae. Gene Ontology annotation, cellular component: U4/U6 x U5 tri-snRNP complex. The record is from RefSeq and is a predicted model, not a curated record.
UGUACAGUACCAGUUUUAAGUCUACAGAAUAUUUUUACAUGUAAUCAUUGUAGAUGUUCAUCCCUAUUCAAUUUGUCUCUUUUAAUCUUUUGUCAGGUUGAGAAGCUAAGGGAAAAGAUUGCUGCUCAGAGAGAAAAGCGUCGUAUAAAGGAGAAACUGAAGAAGGUCAAGACCCUUGCUGAAUCUGAUAGUGAAGAAGAGUCAGCAUCUGCUUGGGUGAAUAAGUCCCGUAAACUUAGUAAAGAAAAAGCUCUGGCUGAACAAAAGAGUAAGAUGUUGGAAGAAUUAGAUGCUCAAUUUGGUAUAGGAGCACUGGUAGAGCAAGACAUGACUGAAGAAAAGAUUAAAAAAUACAGCCGAAAGGAACUUUCUGGGUUGCGUGUGGAACAUGAUGUUUCCAGAUUUGAUGAAGGAAGAACAACUAUUCUUACUCUAAAGGACAGCAAUAUUCUUGACAAUGAAGAAGAUACUUUGGUUAAUGUCAACAUAAUUGAUGAUGAACGCGUUGAAAAGAAUCUUAAAAGGCGACGAAUGAAACUUGAUGAAGUUGAGUAUGAAGCACCAGAAAUGGAUGAAUAUGGGAAUUUUGUACAGAAUAAUUUGCUUACAAAAUAUGAUGAAGAAAUUUUGGGAGAGAAAAAGCAGAGCUUCCGACUUGGUUUAGGUGGUGAAGCAUUUGCAUCAAAUGAGGACAGUGGAUUUGCAGCAGUUCCAGAUAGUGUAAGGAAGAUGUCAAAAUUAAGAAAACUGCAGUCCUUGGAGGCUCCUCAAAGCCAGCUGGGCAUCGGAAUAUCUCACUCCAACAGAAAUGGUUUAGUUUCAGGAAGGUUAAGAAACCUAAGAAAAAAGAAGAAGAAAAAACUCCAGGUGGAUGAUUUGGAACCCCUUGAAGAUGAAUCUCUUGUUCACUUGGGUUCUCAUGGAGCUAGAGAAGCUCGUAUAGACAGUUUAAUGGUUGAAAAUGAUGCUGUGCAACAAUCAAGUAGUGAGGCACCUCAGGGUGCUCCUCGCAUACACUCACUAAAGGAGAUGUUGGAAGAAGAGGAAGAGGAAGAUUUUCAAGUUAAAAUGGAAGUUGAUGGUCCCACUGAGGAUGCAGAAAGUGAACAGGAUGAUAUAGAAUUACAAGAGGCAUUAUCAAGAUCACGCAGGGCAAAAAAUUCUGCACAUUCAUUACAGCCAAGUAGUGAAAAAAUACUAGAUAUGCUCAAAGGUAAAAGAGUUGAAGUAGAAGAUGAGGAAGAACCAAUGGAUGAAAGUUCUGGAGCCCUUUUGAUGACGCUAAACACAACUGAUGAGUUUUGUCGCACUCUAGGAGACAUACCAACUUAUGGCCUUUCUGGAAAUCGUGCUGAAGAGGAUCAGACUAUGCUGCAGCUGCAGCAACCUAAGGAAAAGGAACAGCAAGAGCGAAGAGGAGCCUGGGAAGAAGUUGGCAUUGAUGAUACACGUGUGGAAAUCAGUGACAACAUGACAACCCCAAUAUUGGAGGAAGAACCUGAUGCUAGCAAAGGUGUUGCAAAUGCCCUUAAGUUAGCCCUGAAAAAGGGUUAUCUUGAAAAGAAUAAUAUUACUAAAUCUGCCAAUGCAGCAUUGCAACACCUAAGAGCUAUUCAUUACAGUAUUGAAGAUAAGGCAGUGGAUGAUGAACGUGGUAGAGGCAGAGGAGAACGUUACAUGGGACCUGUCACUGAAUUUAAAGACAAAGAUGGAUAUAAACCGGAUGUGAAACUGGAAUAUGUCGAUGACGAAGGACGCAAAUUAAAUGCAAAAGAGGCUUUCAGGUAUUUGUCUCACAAGUUUCAUGGUAAAGGCUCUGGUAAAAAUAAGACAGAGAAGAGGAUGAAGAAAUAUAAUGAAGAGUUGUUGAUGAAACACAUGAGCUCAUCUGACACUCCUCUGCAGACACUGGAACGCCAGAGAGAAAAACAAAAGCAGUUGGGAGCAGCAUAUCUUAUACUGUCAGGAAGCAAGACUCAAGAAUCUAUGGAUGUGAAGAAGUAGCAUAAACUUAAGCAGUUUUACAGAAUUUAUUGUAAAUUUAUGACAAUUCUGACAGAUUUUGUAGUAUACAAGUUUCCUUGGAAUGCUUUAAGUAUACUGAUAUAUCUUGUUUUCUUUUAGCCCUGAAGGAAUUAGUGUAGUAAAUAUAAUUUAAAAAGGUC